AUGUCCCGCCGCAAGAUCUCGUCGGAGUCCUUCAGCUCCCUGGGCUCGGACUGCCCGGAGACGAGCCCCGAGGAGGAGGGCGAGUGUCCCCUGUCCCGCCUCUGCUGGAACGGCAGCCGCAGCCCCCCUGGCCCCGCCGACACCCCCUUCGCCACCGCCGCCGCCGCGGCCACCGCCGGGGCGCGCCGCGCUCCGCGCCGCCGGCGGGUCAACCUGGACUCGCUGGGCGAGAGCAUCCGCCGCCUGACGGCCCCCGCGCCUCAGACUAUUCGGCAAACUCUUCAAAAGACACUGCAGUAUUUUGAGCAUCAAGUUAUUGGCUACAGAGAUGCAGAGAAGAAUUUUCACAAUAUAUCAAACAGAUGCUCCUAUACAGACUGCUCUGGCAAUGAAGAAACUGAGGAUGUCUCAGGAAUUCUCCAGUGUACGGCUAAUGUACUUGGUCUGAAGUUUGAGGAAAUGCAAGAAAAGUUUGGGGAGGAGUUCUUCAAUAUCUGCUUUGAUGAGAAUGAAAGAGUUCUUCGAGCUGUAGGUGGGACCCUUCAAGACUUCUUCAAUGGCUUUGAUGCUUUGCUGGAGCAUAUUAGAACUUCAUUUGGAAGACAGGCCACCCUGGAAUCCCCUUCUUUCCUAUGCAAAGAACUCCCUGAAGGCAAUCUCAUGCUUCAUUACUUUCACCCACAUCAGAUUGUGGGAUUUGCAAUGACAGGAAUGAUAAAAGCAGCAGCAAAGAAGAUUUACCACUUGGAAGUGGAAGUAGAACAGGUCACAAAUGAUAAGUUGUGUUCAGAGGGGACAAACCCAGGUAACUGCAGUUGUCUGACUUUCCUUAUCAAAGAACAUGAAAAUGCAAACAUCACAAAAGCACUUCCUCCAGGAACUUCCCAGUCCCCCUUAGACCUGAGGAUUAGCAUCAGCACCUUCUGCAGAGCUUUCCCCUUUCACCUGAUGUUUGAUCCAAACAUGCUGGUUCUCCAGCUUGGAGAAGGUCUUAGGAAGCAGCUCAGAUGUGACACUCAUAAAACCCUGAAAUUCCAAGACUGCUUCGACAUAGUUUCUCCUAAAAUCAGUGCCACAUUUGAACGAGUUCUCCUGAGAUUAUCUACUCCCUUUGUCAUUCGGACCAAACUUGAAGAUUCCGACUCUGAAAGUAAAGAUAAGGUGAUGGAAAUUAAAGGACAAAUGAUUCACGUGCCAGAAUCAAAUUCUAUUUUGUUUCUGGGUUCCCCAUGUGUGGACAAGCUGGAUGAACUGAUGGGCCGAGGCCUCCAUCUUUCGGACAUACCUAUCCAUGACGCUACUCGUGAUGUCAUAUUGGUUGGGGAACAAGCAAAGGCACAGGAUGGCUUGAAGAAACGAAUGGAUAAGCUGAAGGCAACGCUAGAAUGUACACACCAAGCCCUGGAAGAGGAGAAAAAGAAGACAGUAGAUCUCCUUAUUUCUAUUUUCCCUGAAGAAGUGGCUCAGCAGUUGUGGCAGGGGCAGCAGGUUCAGGCCAGGAAGUUUGAUGAUGUCACCAUGCUGUUCUCGGACAUUGUUGGCUUCACUGCCAUCUGCGCGCAGUGCACACCCAUGCAGGUCAUCAGCAUGCUGAACGAGCUCUACACGCGGUUUGACCAUCAGUGCGGAUUCCUGGACAUCUACAAGGUGGAAACAAUAGGUGAUGCAUACUGUGUUGCAGCAGGGCUCCAUAAGAAAAGCCUUAGUCAUGCUAAAGCUAUUGCCCUGAUGGCAUUGAAGAUGAUGGAGCUUUCAGAAGAGGUUCUCACUCCAGAUGGAAGCCCUAUUAAGAUGAGGAUAGGCAUUCACUCAGGUUCAGUGCUGGCCGGCGUCGUUGGGGUAAGAAUGCCACGCUAUUGUCUAUUUGGGAACAAUGUCACCCUUGCAAGCAAGUUCGAGUCAGGAAGUCACCCACGCCGCAUCAAUGUCAGUCCCACCACGUACCAGCUUUUGAAAAAGGAAGAAAAUUUUAUUUUUAUCCCUCGUUCCCGUGAAGAGCUUCCAGAAAACUUUCCAAAGGAAAUUCCUGGGAUCUGUUACUUUCUUGAGGUCAGAAGUGGUCAGAAGCCGCCAAAACCCUCCAUCACAUCUGCCAGAGUGAGAAAGGUUUCUUACAACAUUGGCACCAUGUUCCUCCGGGAGACUAGCCUAUGAGGCCUGCUGCAGAUCAAAGACUCGUCAAAAAAGCACAAGCCCAGAACUGGGUCAUGACAGGGGAGUUGGAAGUUCUUUGUAUGUCCCUGCCUUGUUCUGAACAGGCAGUAAAAGCUCCAAGUAAUGUCAGGCAAUAAUCAUUUUAAAAGGUGGGUGACUGCUGUCAGUAAAUAAAGUGGAAAUAGGAAAAAAAAUAUUAAGCAAUUUAUUUCGACUUCCAGAGGAAUUUCUUUCGUAAACUUCAGUCUGGCCCCUCUAUGGCAAACAAAACGAAACAACACCCCAACUCUCAGAUCAGAGGUUGGUUUUGUUUUGUGCAGAAAGGAUGGUGGUUCUCUGUAGAUUUGCACCAGCUAAGCAGAAUUGAGAGUCAGUUCUGAUUAUGCAUUCCUACAUUUAAUGUGUUCUUCAGUAAGGUAAUGAUGUUUUAUAACUUUAUGAACAAGCAUUUCAUACAUAUACUGUAGAGCUGUUGUAACCUUCCUGGCAGGAGGAAUUAUAAUUUAAUACAAAUAUUGUAGGAAUUUUACCUAUUUUUAUACAUAUUUCACUUUCUGGAUAAGUGCAUUCCACAUACUGUAAGCUGAGUGAGCUUAGAUAGCUUUUCAGAAGAAGUUGCUGUAUAUUUCAUACAUUUUACCUAUCAAAUGUAUUAUUAUACUAGUAGGAAGAAGGCAUUUCUUGACUUUUUUUGGCAACAAAAAUACCAAUAUUUUACAGGAAAAAGACCCCCCUUUGAUAAAUCUCUUUACCUGAUGUUUAUGCUAAAGCUUUAGAUGAGCAUUGUCUUCUUAUAUAAAAUAAUGUUCAGUAUUUGUCCUACAGUGCUGUAUGUCUAGUCUUUCCAGAACAAUGCAAAGUGCAGAAGAUCAAUGUGCAGACAAAUAGAUAAGUUCUCUUCAGUGGGGCUUGUUUGCCUUCCAAAUUAUCAGGCAAACUGAAUUUUGGUAGAAGCCCUGAACUUUUUUUAAAAAAAUUUGGUCUUGUGAAAACUUAUUCUGAGGAAUUCCAGCAGAUACUGGAAGCUCUCUGGAUACCAGUGUUCCAUAUUUUUUUAUUUGGACUUGCGCUCCUAGUCCAGAUUGAUUAUUCAAAAUCCAAUCUGUUAAUAAUGAUUGUUCAUAUGGAAAUUUCCUCUGUUGCUGGAUUGGCUUGAAGGUCUCCUGCUUUAUCUAAUGAAGAUCAAAAAACCACCAAAAAGAGGAAGGCAGUACUUUCCCUGGUUAUUGGAAAUGGCUGUUCAAGAUUUAGAUUAGUCUAGGUCAAUUGAAAAAAAAAAAAAAAAUUCCAGUUCUUUGCUGUUGUAAAUUAAUACACUAUUAUUGUAUUCAAUUAAUCCAGUGGAAGCAAGAUGUGUAUCUGUCCCCUAAUAGGCACAUUUUCAGCAUUGCUUAUUUCUCAGGUUUUCCUUUUCAAAAUAAUGGCAGACAGUUUUCCUCUGUUGGUGUACUGCCUUUGGGGUUGUACUGACGUGGGCUGAUGUUGUUCUGCACUUGCAUAUUGUUAGUUAAAACUUGUGCAGUGAUUAGAAGUGGCUUUGCUUUACAUGAGCGUUAAUCAAAGCUCACUGUCAUCAAAGGUAAGACUCAACAACACUAGGAGGCAUGAGAAACUUUGCGUUUAUCUAAUCCAGACCAGAAGUGAGUUUGCUUAUGGAUUUAGCAGCCAUAAUGUGAGACACAUUAUGAAAACGAGUAAAUAACUUUCACCAUACGUCCAGAUCAUCCAGUUAGAGCUGUCUUGAAGGUGUACAGACUUCAGCAUAUCAAGGACAUCUGAACUUAUGCAGGAGUGGGGUUUUUUAUUGCCUGAGGAGGCUAGGUGCGUGGGAAUUAGCCCAAAAAUUUCCUUGAAUUGAAAUUCAUUCACUUUCUAGAGCAACACUGAUGUUGGAACAUUAAUAUUAGACCAUCCUUGGGAUUGGAGGAGUUAAUCUUUUAUCUCCCUUGAUAAACAGCAUCUGCAGUUCUAUGGCCAGUCUGAAAAAUGACUUAUAAAAACUGUUCAAGCUUGAGGUUGCAGAAUUUCCACCCAAACUACAGAUCUGAGAAUUUUCUGCCCAGGAUGACAAGUUUUAGCCUAUUAGUUUGCACAGACACAGGAUGUAGCAUGCAUUUUUUCCCUGGGAACACCAGUGAGACAUGCAAGAAUCAUAAAUGGAUCAAAGUUCAUGUUUCACCACUGAAAGAAGAACACCACUUCCCAGCUAAUAAAUCUGUGGUUUUGAUGUUUAUAUCUAGUUCCCUAGGGUGAAGAUUUUUUAAAUAGCCAUCAUUAGAUUGAGAUUUCUUUCUGACUUCACUGCCACAUCCUUAUUGUUCAGUAGGUGCUGAUAUCAGAGUGCCAAUCUCUCUGGCCAAGAUCUUUUUCUUUUCUUGCCAACCAUAGUCCUGGAUGAUGAGAACAAACAUAAAGGUUCAGACCAAAAGCUUGUGGCUCAACUUGUCUCAGGCAGUUGCCAGUAGGAAAUGCCUUAGGUUAAUUCUGUAGCUGAUCUUGUUUGAUGGAAACAUUUUCAUAGGAAAUGGUGGAUAAAUGCUAAUUCUACUAGCAAAUUGGAGAAGCCAUCUAAAACAGUUGUGUCACCAUCCUCAUCCUCUCAGAGACUCUUUAUUGUAUUAGGAAAUUUAUAAUCACAGAGAUAUAUGGUGUCAGCAUCACCAUGGAGACAAUGAUUGUGUUUGCAAAUAAAUCACCUAACUCCCCAAAUUAGAGCAGACUUACUGUAUAUGAAUAUAGAGUCUCUGCUUUUUAUAAGCUUGUGUAAAGGUAGCAUACCUAGAACUUCAGCACUGAUGCUGAGUAUUAUGUUAUUGCUUCUGUGUUAUGACAAGGGAAGUUAAUAAAAAAUUUGGGCUAUCUAGGGACAUUUUUCUAUAUAACUGUGAGAAAAGUGUAAAACAAAUUCUCAGCACUUUUUAACUUUGUAGUUGCAUCAGCUGCCUUUAAUUUCAGGUUGCAAGUUUUUUUUGUUGGACAACUUUGUGAAGUUAAAUGAAAUUUAUUAUCAAGAGUGAUGCUGUGAUGCCAAAUAGGUGGCAGUCAGACUCAACAAAACUUACUUUUAGUGAUAGGGAAAAUGUUCUUAUUGGCCUGGCAUUGUCUUCAUAAAUAAAAAAGUUCUCAGAAUGUUGUACCUUGGGAUGAUGAUUAGGAGAGGUUAGAGGAGCUAAAAUGGAUGCAGAAAUCAUAAACUGUAUUUGAAAUUUUCUUUCAGUACUUUCCUUCCUAUAAAACAGAUGAUCUUUUGCUCCUCUGAGUAAGAAUGCACGUGCUUGUGUUUCUUCACAUAGCUGCAAGUAGCCACAUCUGCUGUCUUGAGUUUCUGUGUGGGACAAAUCCACCCCUCUGAAGAGAGAGGGAGGAGAUCUACUACAUAGUGCCUGAACAAGGCAAAGGAAAGCUGACUGGGCUUAUCGAUCUCUUGGCUGCAAACCUGUUCUGUACAUCUUCCCCCUGCUCCAGUCUCAGAGUGAUGAGAGACCAUGAACUGAUCACAGAGGCAGAUCCAGUGGUCUUUUUUUUUUUUGUACAAAAAUCAUGAGACCCAAGUAAACAGACUCAACAGUCAUUCUCACAGAGCACUUUUUACAGAUCUUGUGUCAGAUUUUUCUGUCUGAUUGAAGCUCCCCAUCACAGAGGCUUUUCUGUGAUGCAGUGCAUAGAGGUCAGGAACUCAGAGCAAGAAGGAAAUAGUGAUGGAAGUGGUAGAGUGGUGUAUAACUUUUGUUCUGCAUCACUCUGGUGAUAUUUGCCAUUCAAAGACAAAAGCCCCUGCAUGGGAGAAUUGCUACUAAACCAGGACUCUCCAAGUGUGGUUUUCUUGCAGGAUCCCAAAGGAUAUUUCUUUUUUUUAAUUCCAGAGAGCCAAUAGUCAUUAACUGUGAUUGUGGUUUUGGCUUCACUGCUCAUUCCCACAUCCAGUUUCAGAUCUGAGUCUGUUUAGAAAGGCAUUUUGAAGCCUGGAAGCAUGCCUUUGCAAACAGAAAACCAAAGCUUUUAAAACCUGGGAAAUCUUGUAUGGGAAUUGCCUGUUCUGAAGAAAUCCUUGUGAUUGAGUCAUUAACAGGUCCUACUGCAGUUCUUGUAUACAUAUACCAUUUCACAAUGCUAUCUCUUCUUGUGCUUAUGGUGCUCCCUACCAAGCCUAACAGCAGGAUCAGGUGUAUUUAACAGCCCUCUUUAUUUUUUUCCUAUAUAAACCAAGCAGUGCAAAAUCAUGACAUGUUGUAUGUAUUUAGAAGCAUCAGCACUGCACUGUGGCUUAAACUGAUAACCAAUUUCACAUUGUAUAUUUCUUUUUCUGAAGAGAUCCUUCUCCCCAGCCAUUUAAAAAUGAAGGGAAAAAAUACCAACAAAACUGCUGUGUUGAAUUGGAAACGAAUCUGAAACCACCAUCAGUUGUUUGGGCAAGUUUAACUGCUGGACAGCUUUCAGAUUCUUCAGCUGCCACGAGCUGUCACACUAGCAUGUUCUUGCAGACCAUCCUGCCAAGAAAUCUGUAACCUAACAGCAGCAUUGCAAACUUAGGACAUUUUCUGGGUUUUCCUCUUCGGGUCUCAGGCCACUGCUUCACCUCUGCUGAGUUCUCAGAGCUCACUGAGAAGAGCUAAUUCCCUGUCCUAAUGCAGUCUCAGAGCUUCUGGCUUCAUUUUUGUGUUCUGGGGAUCUUUUGCAAAAUUUUACAUUUAUAGCAUUGGAAAUAGCAAUAUGCUUAAAUUAGCAACAAAACAAGAAGCUUAAAAAAGCUUGUCAAACUCAGAAGAAGAUGGUUCCCUUCCCUCAAGGUAAUAUAUUAUUCAUAGCACUGUACUAGGAUUGAGGGUGCCAGUGACAGUAGAGGCUGUGGAUAAAUUGAAGAUGCUGAGUGUGCAGGAGACUCAACAGGCAGGAGUUAAUUGGCUUCUCCUACUGUUCAUAAUUCCAUCAUCUUGCAUGCUAUGUCCUACUCUUGAUCAGGCCUCUGCUAUUCAAAAGACCUCCACCUUCCUUCCCUUAAUACACUGUAUGUGAUAUAGAUAGUAAAUAAUUUCUAUUAUUGUUCUUAUUAGCAUAUAUUUUUGACAUAGCUGCUUAUAUCUAAAGAAUAACUGGGGUUAAGGGGCUGAUCUUUCUCUUCCUUUCAGCAAAGACAAAACUGUUUAAAUGACACGGCAGGCACUCACAUCCCUGGAGAGGGAGAAGACUGCAGUGCAAAUUGCCACUGGUGGAUUUGGCUGAAAUCAGUGUAUUAACAGUCCAUGGCAUGUUUUUAGCAUGUUUUAUCUGUGCAGAUAGGAGUUACUCCUUAACAACAUUACUAAUUUGCAAUGCAUGAGCAGGCUUACAACAAAAAUCUGUAAACUAUUUAACCUUAUAAUCAUGAUUGAUCUUUCAUGGCUUGGCUGUUAAUCACGCAUGAAA
This is a messenger RNA of Empidonax traillii (willow flycatcher), 7557 nucleotides long. RefSeq names its product guanylate cyclase 1 soluble subunit alpha 2 (gene GUCY1A2). Lineage: Eukaryota; Metazoa; Chordata; Aves; Passeriformes; Tyrannidae. The transcript has 8 exons. Gene Ontology annotation, molecular function: heme binding; guanylate cyclase activity. Gene Ontology annotation, biological process: cGMP biosynthetic process; response to oxygen levels. The coding region runs from base 1 to 2154 and encodes 717 amino acids. Gene Ontology annotation, cellular component: guanylate cyclase complex, soluble. The record is from RefSeq and is a predicted model, not a curated record.